GGUAUCAUGGCGAUCGGUUAGUGCGUAUUGUUCGGAAAGUUUAGAAAAUUUACUGUGAUCUCGUACACGAUUUCAAUCGUGAAUUAAUUGCAUCGAAUUUCUCCUCGGAUGAUUGCACAUCGAUUUUUGCUUGUAUAAUAACGUCCUAACGCGAAUGAUAAAAUGGUGAAACUGACCGAAGAGAUGGUCGUGGCUCGCACGCGAAUGUCUGAUUUUUCCGCCAUAAAGAAACUCAAUUGCUGGGGAACAGAAUUAACAGAUGUCAGUAUCUUAAGAAAAUUGAAAAAUGUGGAAGUGUUAUCAUUGAGCGUAAAUAACAUUAAUACACUUGCUGAUUUUCAAUAUUGCCACAAGCUUCAAGAUUUAUUUAUAAGACGAAAUAACAUCAAAGAUUUAAAUGAAAUUUGCUAUCUUCAAAGAUUACCUCAUUUACGAAAUUUGUGGUUUGAUGAAAAUCCAUGUGUAAAAACGAAAGGAUAUCGGUUAUCUGUACUUCGAGCUUUGCCAAAUCUUGAGAGAUUAGAUGAUAAAAUAGUAUUACCUGAAGAACUGCAUACUGCAAAGACAAUAGGUCGACCUUUAAUACAUCCUCUUGGUGCUUCUCCACAAUCUGAUGUAUUAAGUCCAGAGGAUAUUACAAAUGAAUACAUUGAAGAUAAUGAAUUGGAACAAUCUUCUAAUGGUCCAGUUCCAAUGAUACCAAGAAUGUACAGUUCUUCUAGUGAAUGCCAAUAUCAGAAAAUCUUUGAUGAACCGCUACCUACGCAUAAAGAAUACGAUCCUGAUAGAAGAAACGCAAAUUAUAAUGCGUCAUCGUCACAUCAUUACUCACAAAAUAAUCAAUAUGCAUAUGAGCUACAAAAUGAUGGACAAUCAAAAAGUCAGAGCAAAGAUGACACUUUGUGUGCAGAGUCACGAAACAACAGUGAGACUGUGACUACUAACACUCUUGAAAAAUCCAAGGAUUAUGAUGAACGUCCAGUAGUACAUCGACAUAACGAAGAUUACGAUGAGAGACAAGCAGACUCUGAAUAUAGCGGAAAUGAAGUAUCUCAAUGUAUGUAUACACCAACGCCAAUGCAACGUACGCAAUACUUUGUCAAUAAAUUUGCAGAUGACAAACGUAAUGACAAAAAUAACUAUAAUUACGAUAAAAAAUCAAGGUUAGAAGAUGAAGAUUUGCCUCAAACUCCUCCAACACCUCAAACAAGAAGGAUGAUGAUAGCUCAUCAUAAUGAAAAGGAAGAUACAAAUCAAAUACCAGGUUGGAUAAGACAUCCUGAAAAAGAUAAAUGCAGACAUCAAUUUCACUAUCACAGGCGGCCAGUAACAAGAAAUUCAAAUAUAUUGUCUGCUGUAUUAUGCUUGGUUAAAGAGUUGGAUUAUCCAAGUCUGGAAGUGGUAGAAAUGGCUGUUAGAAAUCGAAUGGAUGAAUUAGAAGAAUGAUGUUUCUGACACCGUCC
Molecule: messenger RNA, 1463 nt
Organism: Cyphomyrmex costatus
Lineage: Eukaryota; Metazoa; Arthropoda; Insecta; Hymenoptera; Formicidae
Product: protein tilB homolog
Exons: 10
Coding region: 163-1446 (427 amino acids)
Biological process (GO): cytoskeleton organization
Molecular function (GO): protein binding
Source: RefSeq, a predicted model, not a curated record